AUGCAUAGAAUAACAUUGUACGAUUUUAUAAUUGAUGAAAUAAAAGGAGGAAGAUAUUAUGAUUCAUAUCUUAGUGAUAAUGAACAUAAUGAAGAACAACUUAAAGAAGAUAAAAGAACAAAUAAUUUACACGAUAACGAGAAGAAUGAAAAUGAAGAUAAUAAAUAUGAUUUUUAUAAAUUCCUUGAUAAUUUCUUUAAAUCAGAUUCAAUACCAAAUAAUGCAUUAGAACAUAUGUUAAAUGUUCCAUAUUUUUUAGAAAAAAUUAUGAGUUUUUCUUUUUUAUUAUGCUUGGAUAAUAUAUUGUAUGAUAUAACUUUUAUGCCUAUACAAGUUAUUAGAUCAAUAUGCAUUUUAAUAUAUGUAUUUUUUAAAAAUGCAAGUCAACGUUUUUUAUAUGUUUUUUCAAAUGUAAAAAAUUAUAAGUUUUAUAAAUAUGCUACGAGUAAUUUUAAAAAUUUUAAAAAAUAUAAAGUAGGAGGAAUAAAUAGUUGCAAUAAUUUCUCUUACAUUGAUAGAAAAGACAAUUUUAAAAAAGAUAUUAAUUUAAAAAAAAAAAAUUUCACAGAUUUUUAUCCAAAAAAUAAGAAUUCACCUAGAAAUUUUUUUACAUAUUAUCAUACAAAUGAUUUUAGAUAUGAUAUGAAUAAUUCUAACUCUGAAUAUAGUUUAGAUGAGAAAGAUUUUUUUACAAAUAAUUCACUUAAUACUGGCAACUUAAUAUGUAAGUUAAAAGAUAAUAAUUUUAUAAAAAUGUCUAAUUUUAGUGAAAAUUCUGAAUCAAGUUUAAUUAAAAAUAUAAGUUCUGUAGAUAUAAAAAAAGAUAACAUCAUGAAUACGAAAUUAAUAGAUAACAAAAAAAAAAAAAAAGAAAAAUUCAAAUUAAAAAAAAAAAAAAUAAAAACAAAUAAUCAAAAAUCAUUUGAUAGAACUACAAAAAAAAAUAGAAUAAAUAGUUUUUUAAAUAUAUUUAAACCAUUUAAUUUUAUAAAGAGGAAAAUGUAUCAUUAUUUAAAAAAUAUUAAAACACAAAUUAAAGAUUUAUAUAGCAAUAUUUACAUAAAUAUUGCUCAUUUUAUUAAUAUUAACAAAUUAUAUACACUUAAAAUUUUUAAUAAUGAAGGAAAAAAGAAAAUCAUUACUAGAUCUCUUGAAUUAAGAUACAUGAAUAAAAGAAAAAAUAACACAAAUGAGGAAUUGUCUGAUAUUUCUAAUAAAAAAGUUUUUAAAAACUACUUAAAAAAGGAUACUAUAAAAUAUAAAAAUAAAAGAAAAAAAAGUAUAGAAAAAAAAAUACUAAUAGAAAAUGAAAAUUUAGAUUUAGAAAACAGUCAUAACAUUAACAAAUCUUCUAUCUAUAACAUAAAUAAUAAUAUUAAUAAAAAAAUAGAAACUAGUAAUUUAUGCAACAAUGAAGUAGAGAAUGAGGAAACAAACUAUAAAAAUCUAAAAAAUUAUUCAGAAAAAAAUAUUUUAAUGAAUAAACAAAAGAAUAUAAACUAUAUUCAUUCUAAUAAUAAAAGUAAUUUUUCAAGUAGUAUUAUAUACAAAAAUUAUAAUUUUAUAAAUAAAAAAGAUAAAAAAUUAAAAAAUAAAAAUAAAAAAAAUAAUUUUAAUACAAUUAAAAAUAUGAUAAAUAGUAAUAAUAAAUUUAAUGAUAAGGAUAUCUUACAUAAUAAUAAUAAUAAUAAUAAUAAUAAUUUUAAUUUAGAUAAUAACUAUAAUAAUGAUACUAACAAUCAUUAUAAUAUUGAAACUUACAAUAAAAAUUUCAGUAAAACUCUUUAUAAACCAGAGAGUUAUAUUAUUAAUCACAACACAAAAUUUAAUAAUGAUUAUGAUAUAUUUUUGGAUGAUAAAUUGAAACCAUUUUACUCAUCUUAUAAAAGGAAUAGUGAAAAUUAUAUAUAUAAUAAAUUUAAUGAAAAGUUAUCAGAAAGGAAAAAAAUGAAAAAUUUAGCUAAAGUUAAAAAUAUGAAAAAAAAAUUAUUUCAACAGCAUUUAAAUUCAUUAAAAUUAUCAUUCCCUGAAUAUAGUGGAUUAAUAAGAAUAUCAUUAAUUUUAAUUUGUAUUUACAUUUUUUCAUUUGUAGAUACAUCUCGAGUUUAUCAUUAUAUAAGAGCACAACCAUUUAUGAAAUUAUAUGUAGUUCUAAACAUGUUAGAAAUAUUAGAAAGAUUAUUAAGAUCAUUAGGAAAGGAUUUAAUUGAUAAUGUGAUCAGAACAUUUAUUAGAAUAAUUAAUUUACAUUCAUAUAUUUAUAUUAUACGAAGAAAUUAUCAAAAUAAUAAUGAAAAUGAAAAAGCAAAUAAUAAUAAAAAUUAUAUAGAAAGUGAAAAUCACUUAAAUAAUUAUAUUGAUAAAAAUGAAAAAAUUGAUAUAAAUAAUUUUGAUAAUAAAAACAAAAUAAAUAGAUUCACUAGCCAAAAUAAAAAUAAAAAAAAUUCUUUUAUAGAUAGUUUACAAAAAGAAACAGAAAAAAAUGAAAAUAUUUAUUUAAACUAUAGAGAUAUAUAUUAUAGAUAUAACUUUAAAAAUAAAAUUAUUUCUAAAAAUACUUAUUAUUAUGAGAAAGAAGAAGAAUAUUUUUGUUUAGAUAAGAAAAAAAGGAAAAAUUUUUGGUUUUUUAAAAAUAACAAAAAUAAUGAAAUGAAUAAUGAAUUUAAAAUAUCUAUAUUUUUUCCUUUUUAUAGCAUAUUAAUUAAGUUAUGUAUGCAAUAUAUUCUUGUUCUUUUUUAUAUUUUGAUUCAUUCUUUUAUUCAUCUUGUUCGCUUUUUAUCUUUAAAUAUUGCUAUAAAUUCAUCAGAGUCAACAAUGUUUUUAAUUUUAGUUAUGAGCAAUUUUACGGAAAUAAAAUCUACAGUUUUUAAAAAGUUUACAAAAAUAUCAUUAUUUACAAUAGUAGCUUCUGAUGCAGUUGAAAGAUUUUAUUUAUUCAUUGAUGCAUUUCUUGUUUUAUUAAAAAUGUCAACUGCUUAUAGAACACAAAAUUCCUUUAUAAGUAUUUCAAGUUGGCUGAUAAUUAUUUUAUUACUUGAAGUAGGAGUAGAUUGGUGUAAACAUUCAUACUUAUUAAAAUAUAAUAAUUUGAAAUCCGAAUCCUUAAAUAAAUAUUUUCUUACCCUUUUAGCUGAUGUCUUAAUUUCAAGAACACCAAAUAAUAACAUUCAUUAUAUGAAAACAUCCUUUAAGGUUCCAUGUAAAAAUAUUUUUUGUUUUUCUCAUAUACCAACAAGAAGACUUGGAUAUAUGUCAAUGCCAGUUGUAACUUUGAUCGUUUGUUCUUUACCAAGAUUAAAUUAUUUAUCAAAUAUAUCCUUGUUAUCUUUUGCUCUAUCUAUAUGGAUUUGUUUAUUUCUUUUCAAGAUAAUUUUAUCAAUUAUGAUUGUAUCUUAUACAAUAUCUGAAAAACAUCAUUUGAAAAAGUUAGGUAAGCCAUAUGAUGAAAUUAGCGCUCUAUAA
Messenger RNA from Plasmodium gallinaceum, 3462 nucleotides. RefSeq names its product cyclic amine resistance locus protein, putative (gene CARL). The record is from RefSeq and is a predicted model, not a curated record. NCBI's taxonomy places the organism in Eukaryota, Apicomplexa, Aconoidasida, Haemosporida, Plasmodiidae. Gene Ontology annotation, biological process: maintenance of protein localization in endoplasmic reticulum. The transcript has 9 exons. Bases 1 to 3462 code for a protein of 1153 amino acids. Gene Ontology annotation, cellular component: endoplasmic reticulum membrane.